This is a messenger RNA of Anneissia japonica, 1158 nucleotides long. RefSeq names its product transcription intermediary factor 1-beta-like. The record is from RefSeq and is a predicted model, not a curated record. Gene Ontology annotation, molecular function: zinc ion binding. The transcript has a single exon. Lineage: Eukaryota; Metazoa; Echinodermata; Crinoidea; Comatulida; Comatulidae. The coding region runs from base 1 to 1158 and encodes 385 amino acids.
AUGGCUAUGUUAAAUGAGUCUGUAGAAAGUCUUGACGAGAACAAAUUGGAGUGUAGCAGGUUUCAGGAAGUUACUGAAAAUAAAAAUAGUGACCAAAUUCUCAAAGCAGAUAAGAUGAAAUGUGUUUGUGAAAAAGAUGAGCAAGCAACAUUUUACUGUCAGGAUUGCAGACUUUACUUGUGCUCUACAUGUAGUGACUACCAUACCAAAUUCCCAGCGAUGAAAGAUCACAGGCCAAAGGAAGUUUCAAAAGUACUGCCAUGCAUGAUUCAUAAUGAACAUUUAGAGUUUUACUGCAUUGAAUGUAAAAUUCCCGUAUGUGAGGAGUGUACACAGACUGACCACAGAGACACCAGAGGGAAACACAAAGCAAUAACAAUUCAAGAAGCAUUUCAAAAUUUCCAAGAAAGUGCUAGCGACUUGGAAGAAAGAGCCAAUGUCUUAACAGCCCAAUUAAAAAAAGGUCUCAAAAAGGUUCAUAACAAUGUUAAAAAAUUAGAAGAAUGUAAAGACACCUGUUUGACACAUAUUGACAAGUCUGUGGAAGAACUGACAACUAAAAUCAAUGAGAAAGGAGAUGAAAUUAAAAAUAAAGUAGAGACAAUCUACAAAAAGAAAAAAAAGGUAAACAAAACGCAAAUUGAUGAAUUGACAAAGAAAAUAUCUAAUGUAGAAAAAUCACUGAGUGAUGUUAAUCAGUUAAUAAAGAGUGAUAAAAUUACAGCUAUGAAAUCAAGUAAUAUGGUAUAUAAAGCACUGAAAGAAAAUCUUCUUGAAUCACCUAGGGCAGAGCCAAAUGACGAUGGACAAAUCCACUUCUUCAAAAACAGGUCUUUAUUGCAAAUUGAAUAUGAUAUUGGAAAUGUAACAGAAACAAUGGCCAAUCAUUUAGCAUUAAUAGGAGGAGAUGUGACCCAAGGUCAGCCAAUUGUUGUCAAAGUAUGCAAAACCGAUGAAUAUGAAAUAGAUGCUAACCAUUUGAGUGCCACAUGGAGACAGCCAACAGGAAAAACCAUCAUCACUCAAGUUGAAGAAGAUGGCAAUGGAUAUCUUGUUGUUACAGGAGAGUGCAAAAGUACAGGUGUUUGCACACUUGAUGUGAGUAUUGACGUUAAACCAAUUAGGCAGUCACCAAUGAGGAAGAGAAGGCAGGACUAG